This is a messenger RNA of Dendroctonus ponderosae (mountain pine beetle), 408 nucleotides long. Its product is annotated as cell wall integrity and stress response component 1. The record is from RefSeq and is a predicted model, not a curated record. The transcript has a single exon. NCBI's taxonomy places the organism in Eukaryota, Metazoa, Arthropoda, Insecta, Coleoptera, Curculionidae. Bases 1 to 408 code for a protein of 135 amino acids.
AUGGCUUUUAUGAUGCCGGUAGUGAAGAAUGAUUGGGACAUCUACAAGUCCAAUCGGUCCCGCAGAACUUCUGAAUGUUCCAACACGAAUUCAUGUCGUUCGAGAAAAGUCUCUGAGUGCCGAUCAGAAGGGCCCAGCAGCACAUCGACAUCUCCGGGUUCUGAUUUUAUUACAUCUCCGCACCGUUCUGUGCCAGAUAAAAUGUCUUCGCGACAGUAUUCGCGGUCCAAUUCCACCAGCUACUCCAGAACCAGUUCCCAGAGCUUUCAGAGUCCCAUGAAGAGUGCGUCAUCGUCACCGCCAAAAAAUAAUUCGUCGACAAGUCUGAACAAGUUCCACAACCGGCUAUUGGACAAGCUGAAGAAGUCAAUGCGGAAUGGCAAGGACGAAGAAAGAACCAGUUCAUGA